UAAAAAUAAAAAGAAGCGUUCAAACAGAGACAAAGAAGAAGAUCGAGAAUCGGACGAAAAAAAACACGCAAGAAAUUUGAAGCGAAGAAGCAAGCAAAUAAUUCUUGGAAUUUUCUCUGCAAUUUCGUAUGAGGAACUGGAUCGGGUAGAAGAAAAUCGAUUUGGGCGAAGAGUGGAAGGCUUGUUCUUUUGGAGUCAUUCGGAAUUUGGUGGGAGAUGGUGAUGCAGACGGAGGCGAGAGUGGGUCAUGGCGUGGUGGGAAGCAAAACGGCGUCGCAUGGGCUGACGUCGCAGCAGAUAUCGCAGAUCGGAGCGGCGUCGCAGCUCUUGGCCGGUGGUGUCGCCGGCGCUUUCAGCAAGACUUGCACUGCCCCUCUCUCUCGACUCACCAUUCUCUUCCAGGUGCAAGGUAUGCAUUCUGAUGCAGCAACUCUGCAAAAAUCGAGCAUAUUGCGAGAAGCUUCACGGAUCUUGAACGAGGAAGGAUUCCGGGCUUUCUGGAAAGGGAAUCUGGUCACAAUUGCUCAUCGGCUUCCGUAUUCAUCUGUCAACUUCUAUGCAUAUGAACACUACAAAAAGUACAUAUAUAUGGUUCCUGGACUGGAAAAACACAAGGAGAGAAUGAGCUCAAACCUCUGUGUGCAUUUUGUAGCCGGUGGUUUGGCCGGAAUAACAGCUGCUUCGGCCACUUAUCCACUGGAUCUUGUUAGGACUCGCCUUGCUGCUCAGACGAAUAUCAUGUAUUAUAACGGUAUCUGGCAUGCUUUACGGACUAUUAGUUCAGAGGAAGGUAUAUUGGGACUUUACAAAGGACUUGGAGCAACACUUUUGGGUGUCGGGCCGAGUAUCGCCAUUAGCUUCUCCGUGUAUGAAACCUUGAGAUCAUAUUGGCGAUCAAAUAGGUCUCAUGACUCCACCGUUAUGAUCAGUCUAGCUUGUGGAAGUCUUUCAGGCAUAGUAUCUUCAACAGCUACGUUCCCGUUGGAUCUGGUGAGGAGACGGAAGCAGCUGGAAGGGGCUGGCGGGCGAGAAGUCGUGUACAAAACUGGCCUGUUCGGGACGAUGAAGCACAUAGUUCGGACAGAAGGCGUGAGAGGUUUGUACAGAGGAAUUCUGCCGGAGUACUACAAGGUCGUGCCUGGUGUCGGCAUAUGUUUCAUGACCUACGAGACACUCAAGGUCUUCUUCUUGGAUCUUUCCUCUCGAUUAUGACACAGCUCCUCACUUUGAGGAAGUGACUGUCUUCUUAUAGUUAUAGGUUCUGUAUAGAUUUGGUCAGGUGGUGGUAAUGGCCGUAUUCCCUUUUUUUUUCCAUUAAAGGUUUUUUCUCGUCAAUUUUAGAAUUUCUGGAGGAGAGUCGACCGCAAAAGUGUUAGAUUAGUGAGAGAUUUUUAAAAGAUAAAUUAAACCUAUGGUUAGUAAUAUUACUGUAAUUGUUAAAAUA
Molecule: messenger RNA, 1444 nt
Organism: Tarenaya hassleriana
Lineage: Eukaryota; Viridiplantae; Streptophyta; Magnoliopsida; Brassicales; Cleomaceae
Product: mitochondrial substrate carrier family protein B
Exons: 7
Coding region: 217-1212 (331 amino acids)
Biological process (GO): transmembrane transport
Source: RefSeq, a predicted model, not a curated record